Messenger RNA from Chiloscyllium plagiosum (whitespotted bambooshark), 1426 nucleotides. The record is from RefSeq and is a predicted model, not a curated record. Lineage: Eukaryota; Metazoa; Chordata; Chondrichthyes; Orectolobiformes; Hemiscylliidae.
GGUCUGUUCAGAGCAGCAGUCCCCAGUGGUGCGUCCACUGGCAUUUAUGAAGCACUAGAACUUCGAGAUGGUGACAAGACGCGAUUUUUGGGCAAAGGAGUUACAAAAGCUGUUGAUAACAUCAAUACAUUAAUAGCACCUGAGCUGAUUAAGCAGCAUGUAAAUGUUAUCGAGCAGGAGAAAAUUGACAAGCUGAUGCUGGCAAUGGAUGGCACAGAGAACAAAUCUAAAUAUGGGGCCAAUGCUAUUCUGGGCGUUUCGCUGGCUGUGUGUAAAGCUGGAGCUGCAGAGAAAGGAGUGCCCCUUUAUCGUCACAUUUCCCAUCUUGCGGGCAACACACAGGUCAUCCUGCCUGUUCCAGCCUUCAAUGUGAUAAAUGGUGGAUCUCAUGCUGGUAACAAGUUGGCCAUGCAGGAGUUCAUGAUCCUACCGAUUGGUGCUGCCAACUUCAGGGAAGCCAUGCGCAUUGGUGCUGAGGUGUACCACAACCUGAAGAAUGUCAUCAAGGACAAGUAUGGGAGGGAUGCAAUUAAUGUUGGUGAUGAGGGUGGAUUUGCACCCAACAUCUUGGAAAACAAGGAAGCUUUAGAACUGCUGAAACUUGCCAUUGAGAAAGCUGGCUAUUCGGACAAGGUUGUGAUCGGAAUGGACAUAGCAGCCUCCGAAUUCUUCCGUGAUGGGAAAUAUGACUUGGAUUUCAAAUCCCCACCUAAUCCCAACCGUUACGUUACCCAUGACAAGCUGAUCGAACUUUACUCGAGUUUCAUUAAAAAUUACCCUGUUGUCUCUAUCGAGGAUCCUUUUGACCAAGAUGAUUGGGCAGCCUGGAAACAAUUCACAGCUCAAACAACAAUCCAAGUGGUCGGUGACGACUUGCUUGUGACAAAUCCCACUCGUAUUGCGAAAGCUGUCGCGGAGGGAGCCUGCAACUGCCUGCUGCUCAAAGUGAACCAGAUUGGCUCCGUCACCGAGUCCAUUGAAGCAUGUAAGCUGGCCCAGUCAAAUGGAUGGGGUGUAAUGGUGAGCCAUCGUUCUGGAGAGACUGAAGAUACUUUCAUUGCUGACCUGGUUGUUGGGCUUUGCACUGGACAGAUAAAGACUGGAGCUCCUUGCAGGUCGGAACGCCUGGCUAAAUACAAUCAGUUAAUGAGAAUUGAAGAGGAGCUCGGGCAGAUGGCUUGCUUUGCUGGCAGAAGUUUCCAGAACCCUCUUGCCAAAUAAACCGGGCAGCAUGUUUUCUGUCAACAAUAACCAGUGUUUAGAGCAGCUUUCACUUUGUUCCUCCUGUACCAGCAGAAUUGAUGUUUGUUUUUGUACUAUCACUGUUGCAGAAUUACUGUUCUAGUAGAGGAAAGGGAAAUGUGUCAAGUUUUUUGAUGUGUUCCUUUCUCUAGAAGAGACAAAAUAAAUGCAAGGCUUAAAUCAU